This is a messenger RNA of Penicillium macrosclerotiorum, 3885 nucleotides long. RefSeq names its product putative copper resistance-associated P-type ATPase. The transcript has a single exon. The record is from RefSeq and is a predicted model, not a curated record. Bases 1 to 3885 code for a protein of 1294 amino acids. Gene Ontology annotation, biological process: monoatomic cation transport; copper ion homeostasis. Gene Ontology annotation, molecular function: ATP hydrolysis activity; copper ion binding; ATP binding. Gene Ontology annotation, cellular component: membrane. Lineage: Eukaryota; Fungi; Ascomycota; Eurotiomycetes; Eurotiales; Aspergillaceae.
AUGUCGCCGGAGAAGAGGAGCCCUCCCCAGACUCCAAAGAUGCAGGGCCAUGGCUCAGGACAGGAGACCAGGAAAAGUCUUUUCUGGGUGGGCAAUGUCCACUGUUCCUCCUGUGUUGCGUAUGUCAAAGAAGUGCUAUCGGAAAUCCCUACAGUGACCGAUAUCGAUGUUUCAAUCCUGACGCACGAGGUUCGCGUCUCUCAUGGCAUCACCGCACAGCCGGCUGACCUUGCAACGGCUCUGAUUCAUGCCGCUUUUGAGGUCCAUCAUGUCACGACCUGUGACGAUCGGGGAACGGUUGUUGCCGAUCUGGAUACCACUUCGUGGAACCAUCGUGGCUCGGUGAUAUUUUCCACACCUCGCACUUCCUACUCAAGCAUCUCAUCCAAUCUUAAAGAACGGCUGCACACCAGCCGGGAGAAGCGACAUAUCGCCAAUUGCGAUGCCUGCAAGAAGGAGCAAGCUAUAAAGCUAUCCUGCUGUGCUCCCCAGACCGACACCGCAUCUCUACACGAGAGGUCAUCACAAAGUGCAAUUGGGCGUGCCCACGAGGGGGACGAAGAAGAUGAGAAUAUAGCUGGCCUCAAUCCAUUUUCAGAGAAGGCGUUUCUGCACCGCUUAUCGUCGACUGCUACCUCUGAAACCCGGAUAGACAUUGAUGCAACUUCUACAAUUGCUCAUGAAACACCCCAAACACCUCCACAGCAACCACAGCCUGCCGUUAAAUUUGUAGCACAGAUAACCAUUGGCGGUAUGAGCUGUGCAUCCUGUGUGAAUAGUGUGACUGCUGCAAUUCAGGACCUCGAUUUUGUCGAGGAUGUCACAGUCAACCUUCUUACCAACAGGGCAGCCAUAGUAUAUAACGGACCUCGCGAGAACAUCGAUCUCAUUACUGAACAAAUUGAGGAUAUCGGAUUCGAGGCUUUUCUUGAAGAGGUCCAUCCUGUCCUGCAGGCCUCAGCGCCGGGAACAAGCCCCGCACUAUACGAAACUGAAAUUGCCAUAACCGGUAUGACAUGUGGCUCCUGCGUGGGGGCAGUGACCCGAGGGCUAGAAGAGCUAUCUUUCAUCCGCAAUGUCUCUGUCAAUCUACUGUCUCAUAGUGGCAAGGUAGAAUUCCAAGGGCGAGAAAACCUGGAUAAAAUCGUGGAAAAGAUUGAGGACAUGGGAUACGACGCCGAAGUCAACUCGAUUAAUCCAGUUUCCGAAAGCGAAGACCAAGCUAUCCCUGUCCUGGAAAGAACUAUCUCGAUCCGUGUUGAUGGAAUGUUCUGCCAUCACUGCCCCGAAAAAGUCCUUGCUUCCUUGGAAUCACUCCAGGACGUCACUGUCGAAGAGACUAUUUCGGAGAAAAACCCAAUCCUGAGAGUCACAUACAAACCCCAGCCGCCCUUGUUGACCGUCCGCUCGAUUCUCAAGACAAUCUCUGAGGCCAACGAUGCUUUCAGCGCGCACAUUUACCACCCUCCCAGCAUUGAAGAUCGCUCUCGUGCGAUGCAAUUGCAUGAAAGACGCCGUCUACUCAGUCGCCUGCUCUUUGUAUUCGCCGCCGCCAUCCCGACUUUCAUCAUCGGCAUCGUCUUUAUGUCCCUAGUGUCUGCACAGAAUCCGAUUCGACAGUACUUGGAAGAGACUAUCUGGUCCGGCAGUGUGACCCGCACGGAAUGGGCAUUGUUCAUCACGUCGACCCCCGUCAUGUUUUACGGGACUGAUGUGUUCCACACCCGUGCUUUGAAAGAGAUUCAUGCAUUAUGGCGCGUCGGAAGCCGAGUACCACUCUUGCGACGAUUUUAUCGCUUCGGUAGUAUGAAUCUGCUUAUUUCUGCGGGCACCGCGGUUGCCUAUUUCUCCUCAUUGGCUGUUCUUAUUGUUGAUGCGGUGGCCGGAGAUAAGACUAGCGCUCAUAGCACAACUUACUUUGAUUCGGUUGUCUUCUUAACGAUGUUUAUCCUUGCAGGGAGGUUCCUGGAGGCAUAUAGCAAAGCACGAACUGGCGAUGCUGUUUUGUCUCUAGGCAAGCUACGUCCGUCGGAGGCGCUCUUGGUCGAGAGCCAGCCUUCUCCCGAUCUGGAAAGUCCCGACAGCCUCAGAGCAGACCAAACAACCCGAAUCAAUGUGGAUCUUCUGGAGGCUGGCGACACGGUCCGUAUUCCCCACGGUGCAUCUCCUCCGGCUGAUGGUGUUGUGGUUGGGGAAGGCUCGUACCAGUUUGACGAGAGCUCGUUGACAGGAGAGUCACGUCCCGUCAAGAAGGCAGCUGGUGACUCAGUAUUCACCGGCUCGGUCAACGUUGGUCAGCCAGUGCAAAUCAAAAUCACAGAACUCGGCGGAUCCUCUAUGCUCGACCGAAUUAUUGCCGUGGUUCGCGAAGGUCAAAGUAAGCGUGCGCCGCUUGAAAGAGUAGCAGAUCUUCUCACGUCUCACUUCGUCCCUGUCAUCACCUUGAUUGCCGUCUUAACUUUCCUCAUCUGGCUUGCACUUGGUCACUCGGGCGUGCUUCCCAAUGACUAUUUGGACAUUGCGCGUGGUGGCUGGACCUUUUGGAGCUUGGAAUUUGCCAUUGCGGUCUUUGUCGUCGCUUGCCCCUGUGGAUUGGCAUUGGCCGCGCCCACUGCGCUAUUUGUUGGGGGCGGCCUUGCAGCGAAGCAUGGCAUUCUGGUGAAGGGUGGUGGUGAAGCUUUCCAAGAAGCUAGCCGGCUAGAUGCUAUUGUAUUUGAUAAGACAGGAACCCUGACAGAGGGAGGAAGUCUCAAGGUGUCCGACCAUGAGUUUCUCACACAGGACAGUGAUGUGCUAAAAAUUGCAUGGACUUUGGCUCGAAGCCUGGAAGAAAGCAGCAACCAUCCAAUCGCACAAGCUAUCACCGCUUUUUGUGAAUCCCAACCUUCCGUCAAUGUACUUAGCUCUGAUAUUCAUGAAAUCUCCGGCCAAGGGAUGAAGGGAACUUUUAUCGUCUCUGACGAGAAAACGGAAGAAGGCCAACGCUACGAAGCUGCGAUAGGCAAUGAGCGCCUUUUGCAAAGCAUUUCCCCUCCUAACACAGACACCUAUUUCGUCUCCAACCUACUUUCGAACUUUCAAUCCGCCGGCAAAUCGACUGCGGUGCUUUCACUGCGGUGUGUCGAUUCCCAAACUGCCGAACCCUCUGCAUUUAUCCCUACAAUUGUCUUCGCCACGUCAGAUACCAUCCGCCCAGAGGCAGUUGAGGUCAUUUCGCAGCUCAACAAACGUCAUGUUGAAGUUUUCAUGUGUACAGGCGAUAAUCAGACAACGGCACAUGCUGUUGCAGACAUGCUGGCUAUUCCACGUUCCAACGUCAUGGCCAAUGUCCUCCCUGCUGAGAAGGCAAGUUUUGUCCGCCAGAUCCAAGACGGCUCGGCGCGGGCAAUACCCACCACUACUGCCGGAUCUGAGGCUGUCCCCGGUAAGGGGACACCUCGGCCUAUUGUUGCAUUUGUUGGCGACGGCGUGAAUGACUCUCCCGCCCUCGCCGCCGCCGAUGUGAGCAUCGCCAUGGCCUCUGGAUCGGAUGUCGCCAUGAACUCUGCUAGUUUCAUUUUGCUGAACUCGGAUCUCAGCACGAUCCUCCAAUUGGUACUCCUGAGCCGUCGCGUUUUUAAUCGCGUUCGGAUGAACUUCGGGUGGGCGGUGGUCUACAAUAUGUGUCUCGUCCCUGUCGCCGCGGGAGUCUUCUACCCUAUCGUUAGUGGGCACCACCAGAAAGUCACAGGUAGCGAAGUCAUCAUGGUCAAUGACCACUGGAGACUAAGUCCAGUCUGGGCAGCUCUGGCUAUGGCACUGAGCAGCAUUUCCGUUGUUUCGAGUAGUCUGGCUUUACGUGUUGAUAUGAAGAGCGUGAAGAGAUUUUGUGGCUGGAAGAAAUGA